AUGGAAACGGAAAAACUUGCACUAGCUACUGCUUCACAGCCUAAGGAACAGCCAAUUACUGUUGCAACAGAUACAAGUGAUUUAGCUUCACCGCCUGCUUUUAUACGCCCACUUGUACCUGAAUUGAUAAAUUUGACUGAUAAUAUUACACUACACAAUUCAAGAUUGCUUGAUUCGCAACUAGCUUUGCAACCAGCAACCACAAAUGCUUCACACAAUAGUACAAAUUUAGGUCUUGACCAUUUGAAAAAGUCAACAUAUUAUAAACGUCCUGAUGUCUCCAAAAGUAAAAUUUUGUUUGAUGGUAAGUCUUGUGUUCGUGAAUUUAUAACUAGUGUUGAUGAGUACAUGGUUUCCAGAGAUAUUGAUGAAUACUUUAUUGUCACAUCGUUUUCAGAUUUUCUUACUGGUGUUGCAAAAAAGUGGUUCCGCACUGUUCGAGUGAAUUAUAGUUCUUGGUAUUCUCUUAAAGUCGAUUUACUUAAACGUUUUGAUAAACUUGAUUUUGAUUACCAACUUGAAUUUCUUUUACGCACACGUAAACAAAAAUCCACAGAAACUUUGUCUGAUUUUAUAAUAGAACUGCAGGAUAUGUCUUUUCGUCUUUCUGAUCCACUUUCGGAACAAAAUUUAAUUAACAUUAUUAAGCAUAAUAUGUUGCGCUCAUAUGCCAUGUAUUUUGUUGGCCGAAACAUAACUUCUAUUGACCAAAUUGUUCGAUUGGGAAGAGAAAUUGAAGAACUCGCUUCAGAUGGUAAUUCUAUUAAAUCUGAUAAAAAUUUAACUUGUUUAAAAUGUAAACGUCAAGGUCAUAACUAUAGAAAUUGUUCAAGCAUUCCUGGCAUUAUUUGUUUUAAUUGUCACAGACACGGAGUGACUACCCUCACCUGCGACUGUAAUAAAUCACAAAAUUGUAACAAAAAAGUCGAAAUUUCUGAACCGGUUCCAAAAAACUAA
Messenger RNA from Diatraea saccharalis (sugarcane borer), 957 nucleotides. The record is from the annotation of a GenBank genome assembly. NCBI's taxonomy places the organism in Eukaryota, Metazoa, Arthropoda, Insecta, Lepidoptera, Crambidae.